AUGCCUCAGAAAAGUUUCAUACAUGACAAAAAAAAUGAUCAAAAGUAUUGCAUCAGUGGUUAUAAAGUAUCAAAUCGCGAGCCUGAAGAUGAAACUUUACGAAAAGACUUUAGUGAUCACAUCAAGGUAAGUGCUAAAGAACUUCCACCUAAAGUCGAUCUUCGUCCACUAAUGACAACUGUGGAAAAUCAAAAUCCAAUGAAUACUUGUCUAGGGAAUGCUUUUGCAGGAGCACUUGAAUAUUUAUUAAAAAAACAAAAUAACGGCAGUGAUAUUGAUGUUAGCCGAUUAUUUAUCUAUUACAAUGCUCGACUUAUUCAGGAAGAGAUUACGAAAGAGAAAGUAACAAACAUAGAUGACGGUGCUUCGAUCUCAUAUGGUCUUGAAGCAUUAAAAAAAUUUGGUGUCUGUAACGAAUCAAUUUGGAAAUAUGAUAAAGGAAUCGUAAAUAAACGUCCUAGUAACGAAGCAUACGAAGCAGCCAAAAGCCGAACGAUAUAUGAUACAUUAAAAAUUAAAACAGAUUUAGCGGAGAUGAAACAAUGCCUUGCACAAGGUUUGCCAUUUGUUUUUGGCUUGAUUGUAUUCAAAUCAUUCGAUAAGCAUCAUGGAAGUGGUAUUGUACCUAUGCCAACACCAGAAGAAGUGAAAAAAGAGAAACCUGGAGGACAUGGAAUGUUAGCUGUGGGUUACAGUGACUACUCAAAAGCAUUUAUCGUGCGAAAUUCCUGGGGAACAACUUGGGGUGACAAAGGAUACGCUUUUAUUCCUUAUGAUUAUAUGACUGAUCCAAAAUAUUGUUUUGAGUCAUGCGCUUUUCGUCUAACGGACGACGAUGAUUUGGGUCAUGAAGACUGGGAUCAAGAUGAUUCAAUUGAUCUUCAUCCAGAUACCGUGGAUGAAGAAGAAGACAAUGACGAUGAUUAUGAAAUAAUAGAGGAAGAAAUUGAAGUAAUAGAAGAAACAGAAGAAGAACAAGAACAAGAACAAGAAGGAGAAGGAAAACAAGAAGAUCAAAACAAUCAAGGCAACGAAUAG
Molecule: messenger RNA, 1038 nt
Organism: Rotaria sp. Silwood1
Lineage: Eukaryota; Metazoa; Rotifera; Eurotatoria; Philodinida; Philodinidae
Source: the annotation of a GenBank genome assembly